This is a messenger RNA of Gigantopelta aegis, 3434 nucleotides long. Its product is annotated as receptor-type tyrosine-protein phosphatase epsilon-like. Gene Ontology annotation, molecular function: protein tyrosine phosphatase activity. NCBI's taxonomy places the organism in Eukaryota, Metazoa, Mollusca, Gastropoda, Neomphalida, Peltospiridae. The record is from RefSeq and is a predicted model, not a curated record. The transcript has 10 exons. Gene Ontology annotation, biological process: protein dephosphorylation. The coding region runs from base 881 to 1948 and encodes 355 amino acids.
UCCUUACAAAAAUAAGAAUAUGUUUACACCCAUAUGGCGACCGUAUUGUAAUGCUUCCUUCUUAAGUGUAAGAAUACAUAAUGAAAACGAGUCAACAUUUUCAAAUCAAUGUUAAUUGUCAAACCAAGUUGUAUAGACACUUUCAGACACACACAAACACACCUACACACGCACAAACACACACGCACACACACACACACACACAACACACGCACACAUAAACGCGCGCACACACACACACACACACACACACACACACACUCGCACGUCACGCGCGUAUACACAUCCAAUUUCCCGGACUACAAUGGAUUACAAACAAUGCAACCAACAAAUAGGCUUAUAUUGUUUGCCGACAAUGAACCUGUCGUAAGCAUUUCACAGCAGACGUAAUAGUGGCAUGGUAACACAAAAUGACUUGAUGGAAAACUGAAAUAGGUCAGCCCAGGUACUUGAUCACAGAACUUUAUUUUAUUGUGGGCCUUUUUGUUGUUCUGUUCAAUAUUAACUCAGUAGUAGCUGAGUACAAAAUUGCAAUACACACUUUUUUGGAAGAUGAAUGGUAGUUAAUACAACUAAUAGCUUGAUACAGAAAGGACAAUUAUCCCUUGUGUGCCAGGUCGUGAAAAAAAUGGAUAUUUGUUGUGCUACAAGUGCUGAUCUCCGCACAGCUGAACAUGCCAUCUCGUUUCACACAUUUAAGACACACAUAGACGCAUAUACAUACUCGUAUACAUCCAUGGACGCUCGCUCACAUACUCUUAUAUGCAUACAUAACUGUUUUGGUUGUUUUCAAGUCUGGUGAAAGGAAGACGUUUCAGCAGUUUCACUUCAUUUCGUGGCCCGACCAUGGUGUUCCCAAAAUACACGAUUCAUCGAGUCCAUGUACAGAGUUCGUCAUACGAAUCCAAUACUUCCCGGUCCAGUGCUGGUACACUGCAGUGCUGGUAUUGGUCGAACUGGAACAUACAUUGCCUUAGACAUCCUGCUGGAUCGGGUGGAAAAAGCUGAUCUCAUUGAUGUUAGCAAGGUUAUAAUUGACAUGCGAAAUCAACGGAAAGGAAUCGUCCAGACCACGGAACAAUACGAAUGCAUUUUCCUCACCCUGUUAGAGUUAUGUAAUCAUGGUAAAACCAGUCUCGCCAAUGGCGAGUAUCUCCAGCAAUAUGCAGAAAAGAAAGGUUCCACGGUCAUGGGAACAAAAACAAUUGACGAACUAGCAGAGGAAGUCGAAUCACUGAAUAACACUCCUUUCACAGAUUCUCCCGACAAGUACAAGGUGUUACCUGGCGGCCAGGAUAAAGAGUGUGCAAUGCUUCUGCCAUCUAAACUGGCGAACGGUGGAUAUCUUCUGAUAAAGGAUAUAAAAGGAGCAGAAAAACGUUUCUGGAAACUCAUGACAGAAAAUGAUUCCUAUACGAUCAUUACUUUGAGUUCUGAGACUGGUAUUAAGUUCAUUCCAAAGCUGUCUGGCUCCAUGACCCACGGUGGUAUAACCAUCAGUGCACGUCGACAAACAACACUCUGCCAAGAGUUAACAGAGACGAUACUGCAGGUUAAGACAAAGGGAGAAACAAAAUCGAGGGAAAUACAACACUACAGGAUUAAUGGAUGGUCUUCUACACUUGACUCCUCAAAACUGAUAUCCAUCCUAACAUUACUGACUGAAAAGAUACACAAGAAACAGAAGGAUGUUGGACAACACCCUGUGGCAAUUGUGUACAGAGAGUCUGAAGCUAAAAACGCUAUCAUUCUGUGUAUUGCAAACAACAUCAUGGCAGGCAUAUGGGUGGACAAUGAAGUGGAAAUAUUCACCAACAUUAGAAUGUUUCAAGCCAUGCUACCGAAUGUAACAGUUACACAGGAGGAUUUUACAUUGUUCUGCAAGCUGGCAUUUGAAGCAUCUUCAACUGCAUUUGGCAUAGGGAAUAUGAACAUAAUACAGAAAUAGUUCAAUAAUGGCGUGCAGAAAGGUGGACACCAUUCAUCACAUAGAACUGACAAAAUAUGUGCUUGUUAUUGUGUUCUUUUAUAUACAUAAUUAUUUUCACUCUUCCAUUUUCUGGGCCUUUAUGUCAAGUCUAAAUGAUUGUAUAUAUUUAGUUGAAUCUGCAAAACUGCGUUGUAAUGUUUUUACAAAGGACGAUAACUGUGUUUCAUGCUUGGGCUAGCAUUGGUUUAACAUGUCUCUGCGUGAAAUCAGACAAUCCGACCUGUAAACAUGUUUUGUUUUCAGUGUUGGUGAUUUUUAAAAUAUUCUAUUUCAGCAUUUAUACUUUGUUAUAUACGGUUGAGCACUGUUUUUUUAUAUUGUGGGGACCACUUACAAAUAUCGACUUAACCAAAUAUCAACUACAUUUUCAGACAAAUAUGUUAAAAAAAAAACCAAAACAAUACAAACAAGAACUGUUUAAAUAUGAUAUAUACAGAUUAUUAUAUGAGCUCGAGUAUCGUACAGAUUUUACGAAACCAGCGUCAGGAUUAUUGUAUUGUCCGAGCGAGAGUGAGGGUAAUACAUUCAUCCUGACCUUCGUUUCGUAUAAUCAGUACGAAUGUAAUAAUGUCUUUAUUAUCCAUAGUAUUAUUGGUAUGUUGUUAUGCUACUAUUUACAUGAAUAACAAACUAGGUCCAUGUCAAAUCGUUUCAAACGUAAUUAGAAGGAAAUGACGAAUUUCGAUUACAAAGAGCUAACACUGGGGAAACACGUGUCGUACUGGUUAUAUUUUCCUCUAUAUCAUGAACUAUGUGGAUAUUAACUAAAUAUAUAUAUAUAUAUAUAUAUAUAUGGUUUUUGUCGAAUCAUACAUUUAAUUUGUUUUAUUAUUUUAGCCAAUGUCAUAUUGUUAUGCAAUGAAAAUUAAAACAAUCAAUCAACCAAUCAUACCGUUGUGCACGAAAAGUAAAACUACAGUGGAUGUUACCACAAUUUUGUUUUGUUUUACAAACUUGAAUUUAGAUGAAAAUUGUAAUACGAAUAUACAAUUACACUAAUUGUUUUGUGGAACAACAGAUAGAAAACCCAACAUUUAAUUCGUAAAGGUUAGUAAUAAUGUCUGUCGCGCAUUGGGUCGUAUCAUAAAAGCUGCAGUGCUAAAAAAAACGUUUACUUCUGGCAUCGUCAGCUCUGGUCAUUGAACGUGAAGAUCGAACGCCUCUUCAUUCUCCGUAAACAACCUUAGAAUCCGUUCCAUAUACAACAGAGACACGGGCAGGUAACAUCUCUUGACGUCGGCAGAUGCGUAUUCCACUGAACUCGCACCGUUGGUUAAUAGAUGUGACAUUGUAACAGUUGUUGGGGUCACUUCCAUACUCCGAAUCUUUUGAUUCAAAAAAAGAAAUGUUUUAUUUAACGACGCACUCAACACAUUUUAUUUACGGUUAUAUGGCGUCAGACAUAUGGUUAAGGACCACACAGAUUUUGAGAGGAAACCCGCUG